GCUUUCCUGUUUUCGAUUUCGCUUCCUUUGAUUGUUCUUUCAUCUACCAACUACUACUAGUAGUACGUAGUAUCAUUUCCAGGCAUCACUUUACCGGGAUAUUUUGACCUAUUAAUCUCUCAGUGAGCUCUAUUAUUAUUGCAAAUUUGGAGCCAUGGCCAUCAGCCUGCGCCUCAAUCAUUCGACCCCUAUCAUCCAACUGUCAAGGGAUGUAGGUAUUAAUAUCAUCGUGCCCCUCGGCUACCCGAGGAGGCCUAAUUUGAGCGUGGACAAUAUAUCCAUACCUCCCCGAACUUCACAUGGUCCUUAGUAGAUAGGGCUCGAGAGAAGAAAAUAUAAAAACGCAUUAAUGAUAUUCGAACUCCAAUACAACAGUCACUGUCUUUUAUUGAGGUGACAGUCCAUGAAUCACGAGAACGAUUGGCCGUGAUAUAUUAUUACCAAUACAAUCGCUACACAUCUACGUAGCCUAUACCCAUGCCGGCAACCAUGAACGACUCACGGUCAGAAAGGAGGCUAUUGGCUAAGCCUUCGAAACCCUCCAAACCAAAGGUCAUUAGAACUUUGGGUUACCUUGAGCGUUAUGAAGCAGCCUUGAUCUCGUUAGACCUAUAUCGCAAUUCCAUCCUGACGUGCCGGUACACAGUACCUCCGGCGCUGCUUAUGGUGGAUGGCUCGCAUGACAAGAUAAUGCACAGGAUCGAGGCGGCCAUGGCCCGUGUUAUUUUAGAUCAUCCCAUGCUGCGUGUGGGAAUGCGCGGCGCAAACUCCCGGAAACCUGCUUUUGUGGAGCUACAGAGUAUUGACUUCAGUCAAUUAGUGGAAUGGCGCACUUUUAGCCCCGAGGCUGAAGAUUACGAGUCCGACCUAUGGGCUUUUAUCCAGGCCCGUGUCGAUGAAAAGCCUACGCAGCUCGUUACUCUGCCAGGUUGGCGAGCGGUCGUGCUACGCGUUGAAGGUACAAGGUUUGUCGAUAUCAUGAUCGAGUUUGGGCACGCACACUUAGACGGCAUGUCUAUCAAAUUAUUCCACGAGGAGAUGCGACGGUACCUUAGCAGCUACCACGACAACGAUGACAAUUUGCAGAUAACACCAGAAGGGUUCCAGGAUCGUGUGCUCACAAUUCCAGUAGAGAAGCGGAGAGACCUACCGCCGCCAAUGCAUGAACUAUACAAGUUCUCCUUCACCACAAGAUAUACACUGUCAACCCUUUGGCAAGAACUCAAGCCCGCAGCGCUGCAUGAGAAGACCGGCAUGGAAGCUGACUGGGCGCCCAUCCGCGCCCAGCCAUUUGUUACGCUGAGCCGGGUCUUUCGCCUCCACGACAGCUUAUUACAAAAUAUACUAACUAAGUGCCGCGCCCAUAAUACUACGCUUACAGGCCUCCUGGAUACCCUCUUAGCCGUCAUCCUUGCCUUGAGACUACCGCCAGAGAACUCGCGUGGGUUCAUAGGAAACACUAUUGUAGACCUGAGGCCCCUUAUACGGAAAACGUCGAAAUACUUGCAGAGAACCAACAUCGAUCCGAGGCAUAUCAUGGAGAAUAUACUCACGACCGUCGACCAUGAGUUUAGUCCGGAGCUGGUGGCUCUUAUAAGAGCGAAGGCGGAAGAAGCCACCAAGGAGAUGGAGGGGGAAGGUCACGAACAGGUUGAAGAGAAUACCAGAGGGGCGGGAGAUUGGGAGCAAGGUUACAAGAUGCUGGCACUCGAGGAAUUCGUCUGGCUGGCGGCAGCACGUGUUCGCGCCGAGAUACAGGCCAGAUUAGACGAUGGCACAAACGACAAGACGGGUCUAUUGAAGUAUAUCUCGGACUGCCGCACCCUACACAAGGAUACGAUGAAAAAACCUCGCGCACUAACGUAUAGCGUUUCGAACUUGGGAGUCAUCGACGGGGCUCCUCCUGUCGUGGCGAAAGGGAAAGAAAAAGAGGGCAGCGUUAAGCAGGAAGGGAACGUAGAAAGAAAAGAAGACGAUGAAGAUAGGUGGACCAUCGAGCGCGCUACCUUCUCCCUCAGCGCCGAGCUCCCCCAAUCCGCAUUCUUGCUGUGUCCGGUGAGCGUCAAGGGGAAGGAGCUAUCUAUGUAUCUCUCCUGGCAGGACUGCACCAUCGAUGCUGAGCUUGGAGACGCGGUGACGGCGGACUUGGAGACGUGGCUGAGAUUCUUUGGGAGGGAAGAGGAUUGAGUACGGGAUGGGAUGUAUAUACCUGUAGCGUGUGUUUUUUGACUCCGCGGGAUUUGCUUAGGCGUUUGUUCAGGGGUUUGCUCAGGGGGGGUUGGUGGAUUUGGGUAGGGUAGGGGAUGGUGUUGGCGUGGUCAAAAACAACUUGUCUUGUCGGAAAAUAGCUAGCGCUGGAGGUUAGAUACUUGGUCUAGUUUAGUGGAGUAUUUACAAAAAGAAAAAAAAGAACAUCCAUGGAUGUAGUGUUUACUACCUAUCUGUGUAGGUUUGGGUGUUGUCGGUAUUUAGAUUCAUAGUGUAUAUAUAAUAGCUCGUCUUAUACGACGAGGAUAUAAUUACGUAAUAUAAUAUUUUAUAUGGCGGUAGGUAGGGGUUUACUACCGCCAUAGA
Messenger RNA from Hypoxylon fragiforme, 2574 nucleotides. RefSeq lists its product as uncharacterized. The transcript is spliced from 2 exons. Lineage: Eukaryota; Fungi; Ascomycota; Sordariomycetes; Xylariales; Hypoxylaceae. The coding region runs from base 478 to 2187 and encodes 569 amino acids. The record is from RefSeq and is a predicted model, not a curated record. Gene Ontology annotation, molecular function: N-acetyltransferase activity.